CAUGCGGCGUCUGAUGCGGACUGCUGUGCCAUAGGUGUGCAGCGCAACGUUGUCCACUUUUAGUUUAUCAGACGCUCAAAGCCAGAGCGCUAAUAGGUUAGUAUGACAGCAGAGAGCAGCCGAUAAUGAAAGUAAAUCGACCACUUCCUGGUCUUAGAGAAGCAACACCGUGUCACUGGAUAGAAAUCGCACAGAAGUGGAGGCAUGACUACAUGGACACAAUACCCUCAGGCCUACGGGAAAACGGGCUCCGCCCGCCACCGGGAGCGCACGGACGAACCGGGGGACAAGAGGUCAAGCGGGGAUAACCCCAUCAAGCGUGUGAGUGAUGACAGACCAUUCAGAAGAGUCAGAAGCCCCUCGCGGUUAACUCGCCCAUACAGGCCCAGGUUCGGAGGCAGAUUCUACAGGCCUCGAUAUUUCCCAGCGAGGGACAGAGGGUUCUUCCGGCGGCCCAGUUUCAGCAUCGGAUUUCACCGGCAUCAGGGUGACCACGGUCCCAGGGGCCCUCUGCCGCGCCGCAAACCCUCGCCUUCGCCCACCCAACGGCCCGAGUCAGUCCCCUGCCCAUCGCCCUCUUCGACCGAGCAGACCAAAGGAACCCCCCGAUCUGCUUCUACAGACUCAGGCAGAGAGGAGAAGCAGCGCUCCUUGUCAUUCACGGUGUCGCAGAAAGACGAACCCCCUCAGGCCAGAGAGGAGACGUCCGCUGUAUCCAGAGCGGCCGCCAGAAGCAGAGCCAUCCAGAGGAAGAGACAGGAGAUCGAGGAGGUGUACCGGCAAGACUGUGACACGUUCGGCGUGGUGGUGAAGAUGCUGAUCGCCAAGGACCCGUCGCUGGAGCGGCCCAUCCAGACCUCUCUGCAGGACAACCUGCGGGAGAUCGGCCUGCGCUGCGUGGAGGCCAUGCAGGAGUUCAUCGAGGACUACGACGUCCGCCAGCAGUCGUCCUCACCGCCGCCUCCAGAGGAGGGGUCACCGCUCCAGUGACCCCCCCAGCAAGGGACCAGGGGGGGGACCCUCAACCAUCCUGACAUACGAGCCUCUCAGCACAACGAGCCCUCUCAGCUACACUCUUGAAGGAGGUUGCUUGUGUGUUUUUAUGAGUUUGUGAAUGUGUGUGUGUGUGUGUGUGUGUGUGUGUGUGUGUGUGUGUGUGUGUGCGUUCAUAUGACUGUGUCUGUGUCUGCUGUCAUGAACCAUUUUUAAAGACCGACUGCCUUAGAACAUUGCCCUCUCUUUGAGGGCAGGAGCAUGUUAGCCCUCAAAACCAACACAUAAUGCACAAACUCUUUACAUAGUUGUACUGUACAACCAGUCCCACCUGAGUAUAAAAUAGGGCUUCAGCAAUGGAUUCAUUGAUCAGUUGUUGACUUGUACAUGAAUCACCAACUCCUUUGGUAAUAAUUUAAUUUUCACCAACUAUUUUGGUAAACGGUUAAUUUAUGACAAAAUACUCUUGAUUACCACUUGUUAAGUUUCAAUAUUUUCAGCUUUAAUUUACUCCUCUAUAGCAGUAAACAAAAUGUCGUUGGCGUGUGUGGAUUAAACAAGGCAUUUGAGGAGAUAUUAAUGGGCUAAUUGAUUAAUAGGGAAAAUAAUCUCUAGAGAUUAAUCACUAUGAAGAUAAUUGUUAUUUGAAGCCCUAGUAUGCAACUAGCUGGUUUAAGCUGUUUCUGCAGUAUACACUGAUUGACCAACAUACACACAGCUACCUUAGUACUCAUGGCAUUUUGUUUUAUAAACAAUGUCUGCCACUUCUACUACAUGAAGGGUGUGCAAUAAACACUGUAGCUCCGAGAUGACUUUAGAGGUGUUUGAUGUUAGCUAGCUCUACUCUGGGUGCUAUAACUAUCUGCCGAAGGGUUCUUUUGACCAAAGAUCGGACAUUGUUUUGUUUUAAUGUCCGAACAUUUUAUAUUAUAUUUGUGUGUGUGUGUAUGUGUGCAUGUGUGUGUGUCUGUGUGUCUCUGUCUCUCUCUCUCUCUCUCUCUCUCUCUCUCUCUCUCUGUGUCCCUGUCUCUCUCUCUCUCUCUGUAUGUGUGUCUCCUUCUCUAUCUCUCUCUCUCUCUAUCUCUCUCUCUCUCUCGGUGUAUGAGUGUGAGUAAGUGAGUAAGCUAUAGUUAUAGGUCCUCUGAUGAUUCAGAGUUUACAGGUUGACUGAUGCCUUUUAUCUUUAUAAGAGGGAAAUGUUCUCAACUUGACAUUGCCAGGGAAGUGAAGAAAUCAUCUUUAGACAUCUUUGUUUUUGCUUUGUUUUUUUUCCUUUAUACUUAUAUGGAUGGGAAAGAGACACUCUUCUUUCCAUAAAAGCAAUUUUUUGAAAAAAAAAAAAAAUCUUGUCAUCAACACAAUUGCUACCAUUCGUAUAUUUCUUGAAUGAAUGCUGUUCUGUGAAAAUAAAGUGAUUUUUUAAAAUG
This is a messenger RNA of Sardina pilchardus (European sardine), 2420 nucleotides long. Its product is annotated as periphilin-1-like. The record is from RefSeq and is a predicted model, not a curated record. The transcript has 7 exons. Gene Ontology annotation, biological process: protein localization to heterochromatin; negative regulation of DNA-templated transcription; negative regulation of gene expression, epigenetic. NCBI's taxonomy places the organism in Eukaryota, Metazoa, Chordata, Actinopteri, Clupeiformes, Clupeidae. Gene Ontology annotation, cellular component: nucleoplasm. The coding region runs from base 205 to 990 and encodes 261 amino acids.